Pseudocercospora fijiensis CIRAD86 is the source of this 2852-nucleotide messenger RNA. RefSeq lists its product as uncharacterized. The transcript is spliced from 4 exons. Lineage: Eukaryota; Fungi; Ascomycota; Dothideomycetes; Mycosphaerellales; Mycosphaerellaceae. Bases 1 to 2646 code for a protein of 881 amino acids. Gene Ontology annotation, cellular component: cytoplasm. Gene Ontology annotation, biological process: proteolysis; peptide catabolic process. The record is from RefSeq and is a predicted model, not a curated record. Gene Ontology annotation, molecular function: peptide binding; zinc ion binding; metalloaminopeptidase activity.
AUGGCCACCGAUAGAGACGUCCUGCCAGCAGACGUCAAGCCCAUCAACUACGCCAUUUCUCUGACUGACCUGACUCCUGGUGAGCCAUGGACAUAUCAAGGAAAGGUCGAGAUUGAGCUGGAGAUCAAGAAGACUGUCACCAGCAUCACGCUCAAUACGCACGAGUUGAAACUCCACUCUGCCGAGAUUGGAGCAGAUUCAGGGAAGAAUUCCUCAUCGAUCAAGGCAUCUGGGAUUGCGUUCGACGAGAAGAAUCAGCGAGCUACAUUUUCAUUCGAUCAAGAGCUGCCACAAUCUCCCAAAGCUGUGCUUUCAAUCUCCUUCGAGGGUACUAUGAACAACUCAAUGGCGGGCUUUUACCGCUCGAAGUACAAGCCAGCAGCUGAGCCAGCAAAGGGCGUUGCUAAAGAUGCGGAGAAUCACUACAUGUUCUCAACACAGUUUGAGAGCUCGGAUGCCCGACGAGCAUUCCCAUGCUUUGACGAGCCCAACUUGAAGAGCUCCUUCGAUUUUGAGAUUGAGAUUCCCGACGAUCUAGUAGCUCUUAGCAACAUGUCAGAGAAGCGGACACGGAGGAGCAAGGAUGGACACAAGAUUGUGAGCUUCGAGAGAACACCAAUCAUGUCCACCUACCUGUUGGCGUGGGCUUUUGGCGACUUCGAAUAUGUAGAGGACUUCACAAGACGCAAAUACAAUGGCAAGAGCUUGCCGGUGAGAGUAUACACCACCAAGGGCCUCAAGCAGCAAGGCCAGCUUGCUCUGGAGAGCGCUCACCAAAUCGUGGAUUAUUUCUCCGAAGUAUUCGACAUCGACUACCCGCUUCCAAAGGUCGACCUGCUUGCCGUGCACGAAUUCUCUCACGGUGCGAUGGAGAACUGGGGUCUCAUCACCUACCGCACAACCGCAGUUCUCUUCGACGAGUACGCUUCCGAUCAGAAAUACCGCAACCGAGUCGUCUACGUCGUAGCUCAUGAACUUGCACACCAAUGGUUCGGAAAUCUUGUGACUAUGGACUGGUGGAACGAGCUGUGGCUGAAUGAGGGAUUCGCUACCUGGGUCGGAUGGUACGCCGUUGACCAUCUGCAUCCUGACUGGAACGUCUGGGGUCAAUUCGUGACAGACUCGAUGCAGAUGGCCUUUCAACUGGAUUCGCUUCGCACAAGUCACCCAAUCGAAGUGCCUGUCAAGAAUGCCUUGGAAGUCGAUCAAAUCUUCGACCACAUUUCCUACCUCAAGGGUAGCUCAGUGAUUCGCAUGCUCGCUGCGCACCUCGGCGUGAAAACAUUCUUGAAAGGAGUUUCGGACUACCUGAAGGCUCACCAGUACUCAAAUGCCAAGACCAACGACCUCUGGUCGGCGUUGAGCAAGGCUUCAGGACAAGACGUGACAACGUUCAUGGACCCAUGGAUCAGAAAAAUUGGCUUCCCAGUAGUCACGGUUGCAGAAGAGCCAGGCCAAAUCAGCGUCAAGCAAUCAAGGUUCUUGACUUCUGGCGAGGUGAAGCCUGAAGAAGAUACGACUACCUGGUGGAUUCCUCUUGGACUGAAGACCGGUCCCAAGGCUACCGACGCACAGAGAGAAGCGCUUACCACGAAAGAAGAUACGUACCGUGACAUCGAUACCAGCUUUUACAAAGUCAACGCGGACCAGACCGGUUUCUAUCGCACAAAUCUGCCACCGCCACGACUUGUCGAAUUGUCCCGGCAUUUAGACAAGCUCUCAGUCGAGGACAAAAUUGGCCUCAUUGGUGAUGCAGCUGCUUUGGCUGUUGCUGGAAAUGGCACGACGGCAGCUGUCCUGUCUUUCCUGGAAGGCUUCGUUACGGAAGCAAACUACCUCGUUUGGUCUGAGGUGCUCGCCAGUCUUGGAAAGAUUCGUCGUAUCUUCGCUACCGACAAGCAAGUGUCAGAAGGUCUACGAAACUACACGCUCAAGCUCGUGACUGCGGCGACAGAUAGGAUCGGCUGGGACUUCGCGCCUGGCGAGGAUUAUCUGACAGGACAAUUGCGAGCUCUCUUGAUCGCCACAGCAGGUCUUGUUGGGCAUGAGAAAGUCGUUGCCGAAGCUCAAAAGCGCUUCAAGGAACACUUUGAUGGCGACGCAAAGGCCAUUCACCCAUCGCUAAGAGCUGCGGUCUUCAAGAUCGCGAUCAAGAAUGGGGGAGAAGGUGCGUACAAGACGGUGCAAAAGGAGUUUUUGACGACCACGUCCAUUGACGGUCGCGAAAUUACACUUCAAUCCAUGGGACAGGUUCAAACACGCGACUUGGCAAUCGACUAUCUAAAGUUUGCCUUCGCUGGCAAUGUUGCAACACAAGAUUUGCACACUGUAGGAGCUUCGCUUGGCAACAACUCCAAGGUCCGCGAUACCGUGUGGGCAUACAUCAAACAGGAGUGGCCAAUGAUUCGCGAGAAGCUGGGAGGAAAUAUGGUGGUGCUCGAGCGCUUCUUGAGGAUGAGUUUGCAGAAGUUCGCCAGCUCCGACGUUGAGAGGGACAUCGCACAGUUCUUUGCCGGCAAGGACAACACUGGCUUCGACCGAGGCCUUGCUGUGGUCAGCGACACCAUCAAGAGCAGUGCGCAAUACAAAGAGCGUGACUUGGAGAACAUUCGCGAGUGGCUGGCAGCACACGGCUACUCGUCCUAGACCUAGACGCAUACCUUACCCGAUUGAAGGCUCAUGGCUGCAUCGCACAGCCUGAUUGCCAUUGCCAUUGUGGAGUCUGUCGGCGAAGCUUUCCUGGACUUUCGGGCUAGGAGAAUUGGCAGCAAUAGCAUCGGGACAUCGGGACAGUGGAAAAGUACAUGUAGUAGGGAGGCAGAUCGCCAUCAAAGGGGUUGUCUCCUGCUCUG